This is a messenger RNA of Psylliodes chrysocephalus, 1352 nucleotides long. NCBI's taxonomy places the organism in Eukaryota, Metazoa, Arthropoda, Insecta, Coleoptera, Chrysomelidae. The record is from the annotation of a GenBank genome assembly.
GACCUUUAAUUUGACACGCACGCGCCUGAUUUUCAAAAUGAAUAUCAAGUUACAAGGAUAAAUAAUUUUGUCCUGUCAAAAAAUAAAUGUCAUUUUCCCCAAAUUUCUGUAAUUUAAAUCCAUGUCGAGCAAUACCAAAAGGGUGGAAAGAAAAUUUAAGUAGGUGUAUGUGCGCGAACGACUCGCCUGAAUGGAUAUUUUUGGAAAAUCAAAGGUAAAGAAAAAACCUGCUUAAUUAACACAUGGCGACUCGUUUGAGUCCACGAAAUUCUGAAGUAAAUGCUCUGGAACAAAGGGGAUAUUUAAUUGGAAAGAAAAUUGGUCAAGGAUCCUACGCUACCGUACAUUUAGCCGAUUAUGUUGAUAGCACGGGUCCAAAGAAAAUGCGCCUUGCUUGUAAAAUCUUUGAUAAAGAAAAAGCACCUAAAGAUUUUUUAGAGAAAUUUUUUCCGAGAGAACUAGAAAUACUAACAAAAAUCGAAAACCCGCAUAUCAUACAAGUUCACAGUAUUCUACAAAGGGGGCCUAGAGUUUUCAUUUUUAUGAGGUACGCCGAUAAUGGUGACCUUUUGGAUUUUAUAAAGAAAAAUGGGGUCGUACCUGAACAGCAAGCAAAAAUAUGGUUUAGACAAAUGGCAAGUGGACUUCAUUAUCUACACGGAAAAAACAUAGCGCAUAGAGAUCUAAAGUGUGAAAAUAUUUUACUUUCUAGAAGAUUUAACGUUAAAUUAGCAGAUUUUGGUUUUGCAAGAUUCUGCGUCGAUUCUGAUAACAGACGAAUUCUAAGUCAAACUUAUUGUGGUUCUGCAGCUUACGCAGCGCCGGAAGUGGUUAAUGGAACGCCUUACAAUCCAAAACUAUCAGAUGUUUGGUCUUUGGGUAUAAUUCUAUUCAUAAUGUUAAACGCGUCAAUGCCGUUCGAUGAUUCAAAUUUAAGAAAACUAUUAAAGGAUCAAAUGACGAAAAAUUGGGUGUUUAGAUCAAGAGUGAGAGAUACACUAUCAUCGAUAGCUAAAUCACUCGUCAGGCAUCUUCUAGAACCAGACUUAACUCAAAGAUUGACUUUAGAUAGAGUUAUCCAACACGAAUGGCUUAGAAUGCGUAAAGAUAGACCAUCACUCAUUGGUCGUUUAGUACAUUCGGCACCACAUGGUCAAACAGGUAGUCAGUCCGCACAUGUAAGUGGGGAAUAUGAGAAUGAAACCGUCCCUGGGGACUUUCAAAAUCCCGAUAAUAAGAAAAGUGAAAUGAUGAUUUCCGUAAACGACAAUUAGUAGGGAGAAUACUAUUGUUAAAAAUUCAAAGUUGAAAUUAUCAGUAGUGUAAAUAUAAUAAAACAGGAUAAAUCUUUU